Messenger RNA from Lecanosticta acicola, 1507 nucleotides. The record is from the annotation of a GenBank genome assembly. NCBI's taxonomy places the organism in Eukaryota, Fungi, Ascomycota, Dothideomycetes, Mycosphaerellales, Mycosphaerellaceae.
AUGAAGAAAGCCUUCUCCACACGCCGAGUACCACGCAAAAUCGGCCAGGAUGAAGAAGAUGAAGCGGUACCCGCGCAAUUCUCGGAUGCAAGCCAAAGUUCAGGUAAAUUCCUCGACUCUUCAAGCGUACAAGUCCAGCUCUGACAUUUCGGCCCAGCCUGCGACAUGCGCUGACUGCAUGUGAGUAGAUUCUGCGAUUCGAAGACCGACCGUGAAGCCGCGCAAAUCGUCUGCUCUUCGACAGUCUCGCGGCGGACCAUCCACCCUCGACGAUGAGGAGGAAUCGGAAGCGUCAGUUGUAACGCCCAAGCGCCAGAACAUCUCGCGCGUCGCAAUACAGCGCAAUGCCUCCAAGCGAUCUUCACUGCUAGCUUCACAACUACCCACGCGGGACACUGGUGACGAGGAUGAUCGCCCGAAUUACAGCGCCGCUUCUCUCCAGGAGCUCAAGAACAGCACGCCUUCUACACCACAGCAAUCUGGCUCUGCCGAAAACACCGACCUCGAACUGGUUUCUUUGGGUACUCAAUCUUUGGACAUAUCCUCCAAAUUCGGCAAAAGCUGGGUGCCGUAUGAAUCUGCUAUCCCGUCAGCCGCAGAGAUCGCGGAAAAGAAGGCUCGUCGCGCGAGGCUCGCCCAAGAACAGAAAGCUGAGGAGUACAUCUCUCUGGAUCCAGAUGAUCCUGACCUCGACGAAGACGACAAUGUGACGAAGGACGAGCAUGGAAGACUCAUCCUGAAACCCAAGGACAAGUACGGGCAGUCUGAGAGCAGACUGGUAGCGGACGAUGAAGAUGUCAUGGAGAACUUCGACGAUUUCACGGAAGAUGGAAAGAUUGCGCUUGGCCGCAGAGCUGAAGCAGAGGCGGCUCGUCGAAGAAAACAGGAAAUGGCCGCCCAGAUUGCGGAAGCAGAAGGCGCUUCUGAUUCUGAUUCAGAUGCUAGCGAGCGUGAUCGGAAUGCUGCUUUUGAGGCCGCGCAGACGAAACAUGGCACCUACGCGCAGAAUGCAGCGCCCCCUGAUCCUGCGGACCUGAGACCAAGAACGCCACCAAUUAUUACGCCACUGCCGACGUUGGACGGAGCGAUCGAGAGACUGCGCAAACAGGUUGCAGACAUGCAGAGCUCGCGCAUGCGGAAACUUCAGGAGAUGGAGAAUCUACAGCGUGAGAAGAUGCGGCUGGCGGAAGAAGAGGUCCGCAUUCAGCGCGCUCUGAAAGAGACUGCUGAGAAAUUUGAGCAGCUCAGGCGGGAGAAAGGCAUCACAGGCGAGAAUAAGUGCACCGCGCCGGCGAUCGAAGCGCCGCCAGAUACAGUCAACGGAUACGACCAGCAGAGACGAGACGACACAGGGGAUGAGGACAUGGUAGAUGAGAGUGACGGGGCAGAUGCAGAGGAAGCACCAGGAUUUGCUGGUCUCGGCUUUGGCAAUGCAAGACGAGGGCUUGGUGCAGGCCUCGGUUUUGGCCCACCAGCUGCCGACGAAAGUCACGACCACGUUGGAUGA